AUGCGACACCGAAUCGCGACGUUGAUAUCUGCUAGGGGCCCAUCAGCAGCAUGGAAAAGGGCCUAUACCUCAACGUCCCGGAUACCCCUCGCAUACGACCUCCACGAACCUUCGAACCCGUCCUCCGAUGCUGCGGGGGCGAUAGUCUUCAUGCACGGUUUGUUCGGCUCCAAAAAGAAUAACAGGAGCAUCAGUAAGGCUCUUGCAAGGGAUUUAGGACGGCCCGUAUACACUGUUGAUCUUCGAAAUCAUGGCGACUCUCCACAUCACCCAAAACACGAUUAUUUGGCUAUGGCAGACGACGUAGCAGGCUUCAUGGAUGAGCAUAAACUCAAGAACACAACUUUAAUUGGUCAUUCAAUGGGAGCAAAGACAGCAAUGACUCUCGCCCUCAAGUCCCCAGAUAUCGUAGCCGAUAUUGUCUCCGUUGAUAAUGCGCCAAUCGAUGCUGCGUUGCUGAGUGGCUUUGGCAAAUAUAUCCAGGGCAUGAAAAGGAUCGAAGCGGCUGGGGUUACUAAACAGGCCGAGGCGGAUGCUAUAUUGAAGGAUUAUGAGGAAUCUCUCCCAGUCCGACAAUUCCUGCUAGGGAAUCUCUACAGGCCCAAAGACUCGCAGACCCAAAAAUUCCGCGUCCCGUUAAAAAUCCUGGGCUCUGCCCUGGAUAACCUAGGAGACUUCCCAUUCAAAGAUCCCGGAGCGGUGCGGUUUGAGAAACCUGCUUUAUUCGUGCGUGGGACACAGAGUAAAUAUGUCCCCGAUGAGGCAUUGCCUAUUAUUGGGCAGUUCUUCCCCAGGUUUGAGCUUGCGGAUAUAGAUGCUGGGCAUUGGGUUAUUGCUGAGCAGCCGGAGGCGUUUAGAAGAGCCGUUGUGGAAUUUCUAAGUCCUAAGGUGUAG
This is a messenger RNA of Venustampulla echinocandica, 894 nucleotides long. RefSeq lists its product as uncharacterized. Bases 1 to 894 code for a protein of 297 amino acids. The record is from RefSeq and is a predicted model, not a curated record. Gene Ontology annotation, cellular component: mitochondrion. The transcript is spliced from 6 exons. NCBI's taxonomy places the organism in Eukaryota, Fungi, Ascomycota, Leotiomycetes, Helotiales, Pleuroascaceae.